Emiliania huxleyi CCMP1516 is the source of this 963-nucleotide messenger RNA. RefSeq lists its product as hypothetical. The record is from RefSeq and is a predicted model, not a curated record. Bases 1 to 963 code for a protein of 320 amino acids. NCBI's taxonomy places the organism in Eukaryota, Haptophyta, Isochrysidales, Noelaerhabdaceae. The transcript has a single exon.
AUGCCGUCACCGGACGCGGCGGCGAGGCACACGGGCGCCGGCGUGGCGCGUCGGCAGGCCCACCACGAGCGGAUGCGCGACGAGCGCGCUCGGGAAGCGGCCGCGGGCGACGCGGAGCUUCCGCCGGAGGACGACGCGGUCGAGAUGGCGAGCGCCGCCCAGCUGCUGGACAGCGUGGCGGAGGUGGGCCCGAACUACACCCUGCUGCGCAGCAAGGAGACGAAGGCGAAGCGGCGGAAGCGACAGCGCGAGGAUGCCAGGGCGGCGCUCGACGGCCACACUGUCCUGUCCACCGGAUCGCGCCUCGAGAUCUUCUGCGACAGUGAGCGGUGGUACCCUGCGACCGUCAUGGCGCGGGAGGAGGACGGGGACGGACGGAUCGCGCACCAGGUCGAGUACGACGGCUACCCGGAUCGGCGGUGGUGGCACAUGCUGGACGACGAGCGGUGGCGAGCCGUCGCAGAGCAGGCCGGCACGGGCGCAGGAGGCGCCGCCGCAGACGGGGAUGGGGAUGCGGCGAUGGACCGCGCGGACGGCGAGCGGGGCGCCCGUGCCGCGGGCGACGCCGAGGCGGCCGAGGUGCGGCCGGCGCCGCCUCCUGUGCGCCGGGGUGUGCAGCGCAGCGCGCUGGCGGACGCCCUCGAGGCGGAGGAUGACGAGCGGCAGGAGGAGGCCGCGUGCGGCGAUGGGCGGCCGAUGCUAGCGCCACACGGGCCGGCGCUGUCAGUGCAGCUUCGGCGCGUGCGCCUGCGGCUGCGCGAGUUCCUGGCGACGCAGGCCGCGGCGGGGAAGAGCGUGCCGAUGCAGCGUAUAUGUGGGACAAAAGCGUCGAAAAUCAAAAUGUCAAAAAAGUGUGUCUCGAGUUUGUGGCAGCUCCGCAGCCUGCGCGCGCCCAGGACGCACCACUCGCGCGUUCUGUGCACUCAGUGGGACCCAGGGAGUGCACAGAUCCAACAGGAGUGA